Messenger RNA from Salpingoeca rosetta, 240 nucleotides. RefSeq lists its product as uncharacterized. The coding region runs from base 1 to 240 and encodes 79 amino acids. The transcript is spliced from 2 exons. NCBI's taxonomy places the organism in Eukaryota, Choanoflagellata, Craspedida, Salpingoecidae. The record is from RefSeq and is a predicted model, not a curated record.
AUGAAUGCGAGCAGCAGCGGCAGCGGCAGCGGUGGCGGCAGCGGCAGCGCCCUCGCCAGCAGAACCGCCGCCCUUGGUGUCACCGCUGGCCACCACCAAGUGCACGAGGAUGAGGACCAGCAGCACGAGGACGACCCCAUCCUGCUCGAGCUGUCGCAGCUCUCCCAGCAACGGGCGGCUGAUCUGGCCCAGUUUCGAUACACGCGCCAAACGCUCGAAGCUGGUGAGAGGAGGGGAUGA